This is a messenger RNA of Theileria equi strain WA, 597 nucleotides long. Its product is annotated as signal peptide containing protein. The record is from RefSeq and is a predicted model, not a curated record. The transcript has 4 exons. Lineage: Eukaryota; Apicomplexa; Aconoidasida; Piroplasmida; Theileriidae. The coding region runs from base 1 to 597 and encodes 198 amino acids.
AUGAAGCCCGCAAUAGGAUUGCUCAUUUCUAUAUUUACAAAUAUUUUCCUUUUCCAUAUAAGGCAGUCAUACGCUCUGCAGAUUCACGACGACAUCAAGGCUGAGACAUACACACCCCUGCUACAGAGGACUGAUGUGCCCAGUGAAAUCGCAAAAAUAAUAACGCUAUCGGACAAAUAUAACGCAAAUGUCUGUUUCUUGAGAAACACCUAUUUGGGACAGGAAGACGUACCUAACGAAUGCAAAUGUACUUUCUCGAGAUUACAAAAAAUUGAGUUGGAAUGUGCAAAUCAAGAAAACCGAAACGAGGCCAAAUGUCAAAGUAAACUUUGUGAAACUUGCUGUAUCCUUAGUUUGUCUUCGAAGUUUAGCAAGGAGAAUAACUCUUCACUACCAGUAAACUGCAAGAUGAGAUGCUUAAACUCUCCCAUUAUCAGCAACAUCACUGAGGAUUCUCUGCAGUUUCUGAAUGACUAUCUAUUAAAAAUAGAUAAUAUAUAUCAUGAAAAGUUCGAUUUCGUAAAGCCCAAGGAGGAAAAGGAAGUUCCUACUCAGUAUCACGUAACACCUCUUAAAGAGAAAGAUGACAGUUUGUAA